CUUUUAAGCCUACUUCUAUCUGGGGUUGGAAAAUAAAUAAAAGCAAAACAAGUUUCUUGUUAAGUAUGAAUUACAGGGAGAAAGGAAAGUUCGGGGAAAACAGCAUCCUAAGGGCAGCUGCUGCUUUAUUUGCGCCCACAGUGGAGCCACUCCCAUGCCAGCUCAGCCAGCCCUUCUCAGAAGGCCCCUUAGAAAUUAGAUCCAUGUGGCCUGAUAUUCAGCCGUGUUCAGCAUAUGCAGUUCUCCCGAAAUGCGGGUGCUGAGUAAAAUCUAUUCUGAAGGCCCUGCUGCCCUCUUACUUGGAUGUAAUGGGCCAGGUUGCAACUUUAGUCGAAUCUCUGCGCGUUGGUAGGAUUAACAAAGAGUCUUACACUUUUCCUGGAAAGUUUUGUGCUUUAAUGGCCCCGUGCAUUUAUAGACAGUAUAUCUGUGAUUCAGAUCAGUACAAGUUUAUAAUCUGCUGCAGCUCCGUGUGUUAAGACAUCAGUAGCAGAUGAUGAGGGUGAAACAAAGAAAACCAGCCUCACUCACAUACCAUUGCAUUUUCAGUGAAACUUGCCUUUGGGGAAAGGAGGCAUUUAUGUUUUUCCUUUUGGAAAGAAAGAUCAAUAAUCUAGUUAUAGGAAGAAGAAACAAACACGCUGCUCAUUAGAUCCGAGUUUAUUGAGUCAAAUCCUUCAGUUCUGGCGGGUUUCAUCGGGGGCUCAGUGAGUUCAGGAGUUUAGCCCCUGUGAGCACUGUAAGAACAGGGCCCUGGUAUCAAGGUUCAGGAUUAGAGAGGGAAUAUCUGCAGUUUGCUCUCCCAAUUAGGAACAAUCUGAAUAUAUGGUGCCCCGGUGUCUUUUGUAGCCGAUUCAUUUGUGCUUUGUGCUCGCUGUAUGUUUUUCCACUGGCUUAUCUAAACGCAGAAAAUGCUUGAAACCUCAGUGAUAGGUUUUCUAAUAACGGUUUCUUAUACUUACAGUGAUUAAACCUCUGGGCGGUUCUUAGCAUUAUCUGCCCCUUGCAUCACAAAGGCGAAGCUAUGCUUUAUAAAUAACGUGUACAUUGGGGUAGUUUGAAGUUGAUGAGGUGUGAGCUUUCUGGUCCUGUAUUGCUUUGAUCGCUAAACUUCCAGGCGUUGGUGAAAGAUUGGCUACAUUUCUGGCUAGACAACUGGCGCCAAAUUCAAGCUGAGAGGAGUGCAGGGUUGAAUUUGUACCCGUUAAACCAGAAACAGCAAUAAUACAGCCAAGAGCUGGGAAAUCCAAGCCAACCCAGACUUUUGACGUCUCCGUACGACCUUUACAAUGGACUUGGAUUUCUUCCGCUCAUUAGUUUACAGUAGAAGGGGUUCUGAUAUUGAUGGGGAACAUAGACGGGAUUCUAUGGGAAAUCGAUCGUGACUUUUAUUUACCAUGUUUGUAGUAACGUUUUGUGUUACAUGAUUGCUAGACUAUCCCUCCUUCUCCCCUUCAGCAGGACCCCCCCCCGACCUGAAAUAUAUAGUUUGCAGUGUUGUAGCUUGUUGGGCUCAGGAUAUUGGACAGACAAGGUGGGUGAGGUCAUAUCUUUUAUUGGGCCAGCUAGAAAAACUGAUCUAGUAAAAGCUAUGACCUCACCCACCUUGCCUCUGAAAUAUAUACUGCCACUCUAAAGAGGGCAUUUCAAAGGAUUACCUGGUAGCUUCAUUUAGAUCUGCAUUUUGAAAGGCAAUGAUUGAUGUAAAAAUUCCUGUUAUAACAGAGUUCUGAAUUGUGUUAAGCGGUGAUAAAUGUUCUCAUACAUAGAACCGGAACCUCGCAUGAUAAAGAUACUAAAACCUUGCUCCAUUCACGUCCCUGCCCUAAGGAACUCCCUGCUAAUGGCUGUAAUGAGAUGCGGUUGCUAAUGCUUGGAGAUCUAUGCAAUUUAAAAUAUGUCGUAUGUGCCUUUUGUGUUAGUCCAUCGACGUUUGGAAGGGACAUGAUUGAACCCCAUCGUUCUGCCAUUAUCUGGCGUGUAACUGUCUUUAAAAGCCCUUUUGCUGGUCUUUUGUUUGGUGUGGCUGGAAUUGUCCAUGCCGCCACUCCCCCUCUCCAGGGGAGAAUCAGGAGGGGCCCAGAGCAGGUUUGCAUUUCAAGGGGGCAGAAACAAUCCUGCAGACUCUCUGGAGCCAGGGGCUGCAGACAUUUGCCAGACGUGUGAACUCUACUCCUAACUGACAGCUGUUCUCUCUUUUCUCUUCGUACUUUGAUGUGGAUUCACACUCGCAAACGAGCCCGCGAGGGAGGGCCCCCUAUAAAUAAAUGGAGGCCCCCACCCACCAACUUGCCCUUCCCUCCAGCGGAGCAGCGCUAGCUAAACAGAGGGAACUCCAGGCAGCUCCUGUGAGCCCCGCUCCUUCAGCUCCCACUCGCCAUGGGUGAGGUCGCCUUCUCUGUGGACUUCCCGGCCCCGCCUGAGAGCGAGGAGCAAAGGCCAGCGGGCAGGCCGCACAUCUGCUGCGUUCCUCCUCCGCGGGCCCCCACCUCCUUCAGCAGGAGUCCCCGCCUGGCCAAAGCAAAGCCCAAAGGGGGAGCCGCGGCCGGGGGCCAGCUCCAACCCAGCAGCCUGCGCCGAGAGGAGCUGGAAGACACCAAGCCCCAGGAGCUGCCCAACGGCCGAGCAAGUCCCGCUCCCGAGGGCGGCUGGGUGAGCACGGACGAGUCCUCCGGGUACGAGAGCGAAAGCGCCGCCUCCUGCAUCCCCUCGUCGCCGGGGGAGGGCGAGCCCCAGCAGCGCAGGGCGCGGACCGCCUUCACCCCGGAGCAGGUCGGCAAGCUGGAGAAAACCUUCAAGCGGCAGAAGUACGUGGGGGCAGCGGAGAGGAGGAAGCUGGCGGCCGCUCUUCAGCUGUCCGAGAUUCAGGUCAAAACCUGGUUCCAGAAUCGCAGGAUGAAACUUAAGAGGCAAAUACAAGACCACCAUCAUAGCUUCAUAUCUUCAGAUCCCUUCUAUGGCUAUAAACAAGGGACCCCACCAAAUAUGUUACAGGAUUAUUCCCACUAUCCUAGUCCAAUGCAACAAAGACUUCUACCUUUUACUCCUAAUUGUGCUUUACAGUUCAACUCUUCCUUUCAAAUAUAUGACUCCCAAAACCCAUCAUACGCCCUUAGGGCACAUGAUCUGCCUUUUUUCCAGCAACACUUUCUACCACAAUUCUGUCCAUCCAGUUAUACAGAACAAAAUGGACAACAAACAAUUUAAUCCUCUUCAAACAUUAUAAGCAAAGUGGAAGACAGAGAGUAUAAUAUAAUACACUAUAUAUGAUUCAACUGUACUUAAAAUGUUUGUCUGAUGUAGAAGUGUAUAUUUUUAAUAUAAAGUUUAAAUAUUAAAUUCAUACCUAAAUUAAGUAUAAUUGUAUUUAAUUGAGAUUGAAUGCUGUUAGAGGCACUCUAGUCCUAAUUCUUGGGUUUAUACCCAACCUAUGUAAUUUGAAGGUUACUGAUCUGAAGGAUUCUGAUAGACUAUGUUAUCUUCCAUUAGUGUGUGGAUGCUUAAAAGGAUCUUUUGCUAUAAAUUCCAUAUUGACAAUUAGUCUGUCUCCAGGAGGAGAAUUCCACUGGAACUACUGCUGGCACUGGGGAGAACCCUAAUGUAGAUGUGCUGAAAGCAAAUUGUGUACAGGUUUGACCACACAGCCUUGUCUACACUAGGAUUCCCACCAUGUAGGCAAGGCUGUGAGAUAAAAUUCAUUGUUGUAGAGACACACAACCAACCCCUGGAGUCCUAUACUUUAAAAUAUUAUGCAAACAUUUAACCUAUAGCAAAAACUUAUCAACUGUGAAGAAACCAUCAAUCUGGAGGCAUUGUUAUAGUAAUGUUAAUCUAAUAGUUUUUCCUGUGUAUAUGCAGCACAGAAACCAGAUACAAUUAGGUUUCUGGUUUGCUAAUUGUUAGUUGGGUAGUAACACUCCGCUUAUAGUCAGAAAGCCAGCAACCAGCUUCUGAUGAGAUUAUACACCUAGAACAUCCAGUUAGGAGCAGGAAAGGAUGACAGACAAUUUAUAAACUCUUAGUUCCAAUGUGCCACAUAAUCCUGAGUUGGCAGUUAUGCAAUUUGUGACUUUUGACCAUGUCCACUUUUCCUAUUCUCAUCCAAGUGUUUGCUGGCCUGUUUUUACAGCCAGUGAAAAUUAAAACUUUUACACUAUUUAAAGAGUAGAAUCAUAUAAUGUUCUUGUUUUGUGACCUCAGUACUGCAUAGUGCUUCUAUAAUAGGAUUCUGUGUGAAUUAUGGGGGGUAGGAGGGAGCAAAGUGCUGGUCAUUGAAUUGUUUUGUGAAUAUAAAUUACUGUUUUACACUUCGAUUGCAUCUUCCAGCCAAGAACCUCAAAAUGUUCUACAAAUGAAGAACACAGAAUAGUUGCACUGAUCAAUUGACAACUGAUUUAUAUUGAUUUAACUAAAUUGGUAAUUUACUGAAUUAAACUACAUUGCUAUAAACAACUUCUAAAUAAGUGUGUGUGAGCUCACACAGGCUUUGAGUUUAAAUCAAUUACAAAAUUUACAGUGGAAACAGUGCAACUUUCUGUGUACAGACAAGCUCCUGAGAUGGGGAAAUAUUUGUUACUAUUUUUCCUAUGGGGGAAAAAUGAGAUUUGCUUCCAAUUGACUUCAGUGGAAAUUGCUGGGUACUUAGCACUCUUGAAAAUUAGCCUAUUAGGAACUAAAUUGGGAUUUUGGAGCAUAACCUAUAUUCUUGAAAGUCUUUGCCUUUAAAGUAUGACUAAAAUCCCUCUUUAAAUGAAAUUUAAUGUAAAAAUUUGGCACAAGGACUUGACAGAGCACUAUUGCAUGUUCCAUGUAACUUUUUUAGUGUUUUUUUUUUUUUUUUUUUAAAUGUUCCUGUACUUGUUUCCUCCUGAAAUAACAUUUUGGACUGACUAAUCUUGGUUGUAUGAGGGAAAUUGGAGACAAGAGCCCUCUGCUUCUGUGCAAAGGCAUCAGUAGAGCCACAAUGAGUAUGUCUCUGCCUGUAGCAUGAAGUAGUUUAAUCUCCUCAGGCCUGUAAUAUUUCAGUCUAAUUCUGGCUGUUGGGCUUGGUGUGGAGGUAGCUGGGUUGUGUUUAGUGAGCUGUGAUAGACAGGAGGGCAAUUUGGUGGUCCUUCCUGCCCUUAAACUUGAUGACUACAAUGAGCAAAGGGUGUAACACAACUGGAAAGCCUUGUUAAGAUACAGGCUACAAUAAUUGAAACUGUGUGUUGCUUAGGCAUGUUAGACUCUCCUCCUGCCUCCAUGUUCUACUGCAGCUAGUUAACAUUGCUUUAUGUGUUAGAUCAGGGGUUCUCAAACUGGGGGUUGGGCCCCUUUGGGGUCACAAGGCUAUUACA
Molecule: messenger RNA, 5336 nt
Organism: Trachemys scripta elegans
Lineage: Eukaryota; Metazoa; Chordata; Testudines; Emydidae
Product: homeobox protein vent1-like
Biological process (GO): cell differentiation; regulation of transcription by RNA polymerase II
Cellular component (GO): nucleus
Molecular function (GO): RNA polymerase II cis-regulatory region sequence-specific DNA binding; DNA-binding transcription factor activity, RNA polymerase II-specific
Source: RefSeq, a predicted model, not a curated record